Messenger RNA from Neurospora hispaniola, 225 nucleotides. RefSeq lists its product as uncharacterized. Lineage: Eukaryota; Fungi; Ascomycota; Sordariomycetes; Sordariales; Sordariaceae. The record is from RefSeq and is a predicted model, not a curated record. Bases 1 to 225 code for a protein of 74 amino acids. The transcript has 2 exons.
AUGUGUCUUUCGCAAAGGCGCAUGCGGACGGCAGCCCUCAUUCUGUUGUCGGCCAUCGAGACACCAUCACGAUGCCGUCUUGCCAAAGACCAAAAGGAUGCCGUACGCUUCUGGGCCAGCCACGUUUCGACAAUGACCUCAGCCUCGAGGGGAGAAGUCUGGAUUUUGCCGCGGAACGUUGGUUGCACUCAUCAUGUCUUGGAGAGUGUUGACCAACAAACCUAG